UUAGCAACUCUAAAAGCUCCCAAAAAACUGGACUCUACUCCGCUGACUGUGCACUACUUCAAAGUAUAUCCCCUCUUUUAGUCCAGCUGGAGAGCCGAGAGGACGCUAGCACAACGGUAACAAGGAUUCAAGUACAGGAAGGGAACCGUUGGAAAAUAGUGGACAGAGUCACAAAGGGGAUACGUCCACUUCAUACGGCGGCGAUGAAGCCGGUCAUUGUACUGCUUGUGUCUAUGGCAUGGGCUUCCACCGGAGCCCAGUACUACCAAGGGCUGAUAGACUAUCUGGAGAACAGGCUGCUGGCCAUAGAGGACCGCAUGGUGCUGUGGCACGAGCAGUCCCACCGCUACCACACGGAGAUGCUGAACUUCAAGAAACUGACGGCCGAGAUGGUGGACGCUGUUGGGAAGGAGCACCGCUACCUAUGGCAGGACCUGGGCGCCGCCGGCGACCGCGUAGAGCGCGCCGAGCGGGAGCUGGACUACCUAGAAAGGGCGACAUCCCCGCGGGCCUGCGUGGACCCGGCAGAUAAGGUGCACGAACAGGGGGUUUGGCGCGCGGGAACGAGCAAGAGGACCCGGGAGCAGGUGGAGGAGGAGGAAGGGGAGUGGGAGGAGGUGCGCUCCGAAGUCUCUGACUGCGUUGACAUCAUCUCCAGCAUCCGCUCGGUCAAGAUCCUGAAGCGGGUGGGCGGGGCCAAGGGCGUGUGGCUGAGGGACCCCCGGACCUCCAAGGUCUACGUGUUCAACGGCACGGCGGGGGACACCGUGCACCGCUUCGACUCCCUGGCGGACCUCUCCAGAUCCCCCGGGGUCGAACGUAACAGUAGCAGCGGCGGCGGCGUCGACGUCAGACUGCCGUCGGCGUGGAGCGGGGCCGGCGCCGCCGUCUACGACGACUACCUCUACCACGUCCACCGGCAGGGCUCGGACCGCCGGGAGCUCCAGCUGGUCAAGUACGACCUGCUGAAGGGCGUGGCCGCCGCCACCGCCCUGUUCCCCGUGGCGGACUCCGCCCCCGUCUACGCCCUCAACCCGGAGACGGCGGCUGAUCUGGCGGCGGACGAGCACGCCGUCUGGCUGCUGUUCGCCGCCGGCGAGGACGAGCCAAACGUGCACCUGGCCAAGAUGGACCCGGACACGCUGGACACGGAGCAGAUGUGGGACACGGGCUGCCCCCGGGCGAACGCCGAGGCCGCCUUCGUGGCGUGCGGGACGGUGUACGUGGUGUACAACACGCGGCCCGCCAGCCGGUCCCGCGUGCAGUGCGUGUUCGACGUGAACGGCGUGGUGGUCGGCGAGGAGGCGCCGCUGCUCUACUUCCCCCGGAGGUUCGGGGCGCACGCCAGCCUGAAGUACAACGCUGACGAGAGGCAGCUGUACGCCUGGGACGACGGGUACCAGAUCCUGUACCGGCUCAACCUCAAGAGGAAGCUCCUGGGUGGAGCAGGGCGGGGCUAGUGCGUCGGACUGGUGCCACGCUUGUUGUUUUUGUAAAUCACGCAAUCUAAAUUGGAAAAUAGCUCAUGAUUAUGAUUUGUAGCGGAUGAGUCCCAUUUCAGAUCGAUCGUUCUAGCUGCAAAUUCACACUGAUGCGCCUUUUCUGUAGCGUGAUAGGAUUGUGACACAGGUUCCUUAAUAAAUAAAUACAUUGUUUACUAGUAUUAGUGCUGCUAUACACUGGUCAACUGGAAAUUGACUGCAAUGUGUGUCUUAAUCCACGUCCCCGUUACCAUGGAAACGGCAACGGACACUGACACCAACAGCCACGUCGAUUCUUAACGCCAUUUGCUAGCACUGAUUGCUUUGUCUUCCGCUCCGUCUCGCCUUGUUGAUCAUUAGCCAUUGAUUAUUCUCUCAGCAUAUCAUCACACAAGUGAGGGAGUUUGUAUUUAGGUUUAGACACUUUAUUAGCAUCUUCGUAAAAGAUAAAGAGAUACAGUCCUAUGGAGAUGAUUUAUUUUUUUCAAACAUCAGAUUGUUAAGACUAAUACAUGAAUAUAUUCAAGAUUUAUUUAAUUUGAUGUAAUCACAUAUUAUCAUGAGUCAUCAUAACGAUCUGGGAUGUCUAAGGAAAACUGAAAAUAUAUUUGUUUUUCUGAACUAUAGGGUCAAAUCUUUCUGUUUCAAUCAAAAGGACAUUUACUCAAACAUGUGUAGUACAAGUACAAAUUGUUCAAUAUAAAAUUGGAAAGUCAUUACUUUCCAUAAUGGUUGGAAGGAUUACAAGACCUUAAGGAACACUACAGAUCUUAGCCAAAGCUUGUAGGUCUUAAAACAGUCCAUAAACUAAGGCGAAUUGAAUUAACAGGUAUAUAUUCUACUAUGGAAACACAGCACAUGUUCAGAGAAACAUAUGACCAUCAUAAAUUACAUCUUAGAAAAGAAACAACUUCUUUUUUUUAACCACUUGCUUCCAAUAUUACACUAAAAUAUUCUGUGUAGAAAAUAUAUUACCAAUGCCAUUAUUUCUGAGAAAGUCCACCAAUAGUCCACAAUGAAGAGUGUGAGACAAACAUUUCAAACAGUCACAUUUUCAGAAAGGGGUGUGGAGUGGGGGAUUGAGGAAUUGUGCCAAGCAAAAACAAUAAUAUGUUGACGGACCUUCUAGGCAUAACAAGCACCAAUUAGGCCACAUGUUCCUCCAGAAGCAGUGUUCUCUGUACUCGUGAGUACCACUGCACUCACUAAAGAAAGAGGUAAAACUACCUCCCGUCUUCUGUAGGUCUGCUUACUGAAUCAGACCAUUGUUGGCUCCCACGUUGGUCUACCUAAACAAGUGGAUGAGAUUUACGACACGGCUCGCUAUGCUUCGGUUACUAUGAGAUGCUGAAUU
Messenger RNA from Gadus chalcogrammus (walleye pollock), 2835 nucleotides. It is a transcript of the gene olfml3a, whose product is annotated as olfactomedin-like 3a. NCBI's taxonomy places the organism in Eukaryota, Metazoa, Chordata, Actinopteri, Gadiformes, Gadidae. Gene Ontology annotation, biological process: signal transduction. The transcript is spliced from 3 exons. The record is from RefSeq and is a predicted model, not a curated record. The coding region runs from base 204 to 1460 and encodes 418 amino acids.